AUGACUGCCGAAGUGACCGCUACCAAAACUCGAAAGAAGAUCAAACUGGUGCCCGUAGGACCGUCGCCGAAGAAGACUUCGUUAUCACCAGAGAAAAUCAAGGCCUACUCGUCUCCCAUGCGCUCCCCGUAUCACGCUUCUGUGUCGGGUGCCUUCGAUAACGAUCCAGACGAAGAAUGGGAGUACAUCGAAACGGGGAAUGAUGGAGGGCGGGCGACACUGAAUUCGAACACAUCAAAGUCAUCUAACGACUACAUGCUUGAAUGGAAGCUGAAGCAAUACCUCUAUCUCGAUGAAGUUAUCGGCCGAGAAGCCUCUGGAAAAGCAAUGGCAUGUCAAACAUGUGGAGGAACCCGGUCCGGGAGUUGGUGGAGAUGUCAGGACUGCGUUGGGUCACCUCUCUACUGCAGGGAGUGCUGUUACCAGGAGCAUCUUAACCAUCCUUUCCAUCGCGUUCAGACAUGGAAUGGGGAGUUCUUUACACCAGAUUGGCUAUGGAGGUGUGGAAUUGGGGUCAACCUCUGUCCUAAUCGGAAGUGCGAGCCCAUUGAAGACGACGACGAUGAAGACGACAGGGAUUUCCAGGAUAAGGGCCAGACCGAAUGGGACCUCGGCGACGAUCUUAACUUUAACGCGAAACCAAAAGGCCGCAUCCUAGGGGGGUGUAAAGUUCUGGUAGUCGUACACUCCAACGGAGUACAUUACCUCCCUUUCCACUUCUGUCACUGUAUGGACGCCGUCGAAAGCGAUAUUCAACUUCUACGACAAGGAUUCUAUCCUUCCACCUCACAGGAUGUCCGUACGGUCUUCACAUUUACCCUCCUCGAUGACUAUCUUCUCCAAACGCUGGAAUGUGCGACCUCGUCCCACCAUUACUACUCGAAGCUAAGACGACUGACCAACGAACCAUUCCCUGGAACUGUCCCGGACCGUACACGAGAGUUGAGAAGGGUCGGCAGACAGUGGCGGCGCCUGAAGGAACUUAAGCGCCACGGGUUUGGCCAUCUGGACAGAACUCCUGGUAACGGAGACCUGGCCUUAUUUUGCGCGGCUUGUCCACAGCCAGGGAUAAACCUGCCUCCCAAUUGGCAGGACGACCCUGAGCAAUGGAAGUACACCCGAAGUUUCGUAGCCGACGGAAACUUCACCUGUGUUCAUCGCAAACGAGCCAAUCAAGGGGAGGUGUACCUGAAGAACGGGGAGGGGUUCAUGACGGAGAAGGAUCGCUAUCAGAAGCACCUGAAGAUAGCCAAAGAGACAACAGAGACUCCUACAUGCCAUGAACAUCGUGCGAUCGCAGACAAAGGGAAAGUUCACAAAGGAUGUGAUGCGACUGGGAUUGGAGCGAUCGCAUGCAUGAGACAUGGUGCCUUCUGUCCCGGCUCUGUCGUCGAUUUUCAAAAGGGUGAACGUCAAAUAAAUAUGGAUUACGCUUUAGCCCAAAGCGUCACCCUUACAGUCGCCGAUGAAACCAAGCGUAUUAUUCUGGCGUACGAUAUAAAUUGCCAGUACAGCAAGAAGGCGCUUGACCGCCUGGGACAAGGUCGUUACACUCGAAUCCGCACCGACCUGGUGUGGGUUUGGGGAAUCGGCCUUUUCCAUGUGCAUGGGCAUCAGGAGUCGUGCAAUGCCCGUUACUCCCUGACAUACAUCAGAGGCGCUGGCUGCUCGUCAGGCGAGAUUCUCGAGUCGCUUUGGGCGCAAGUGAAUGAAGUGGCUCGAGCUACGUCUACGAUGUCACUCCCCCACCGAGCUGAGGUUCUGGACGCCAUUCUCAACGAUAGUAAUUGGAAAAAACUCAUCAACCUCGUGCCGUCCAUUAGCAAGAACUGGCGUAACAGUCGCCUGCAACUAAUCCGAGCUGAAGAGGACUUCCAGCUCCUCAAUGAGAGUGCCUCCGAAUCUCAGGUUGCACUUUGGCAGGCACAAUUGGACCAGGCGCAUGAGAACCGAACCCGAGAUGUCUCCGUAAUGGAUAUACUCAACGCGGAUGUCGUGAAGCCUCCAACGCUUGCAAAGGUUCGUACGACUCUCAUGGAGAAAGAACGAUCCACAAAUCGCGGGCUUGGGGUUACCUCGUGGCUUCAUAAUGGAAUGCGGAUCCAAGAAUCCCAAAUAAAUCUGAAGGCACAUAUGGCAAGCCUACCGAAGGAGCGGUCGGACGCACAAGAGUUAGAGGUGGCUAAAAAGAGGGAACAGCUUCAGAAGGACAUCAAUGACUUCUACGCUACAGCAUCCACCCUGUUCCCAGAUGCCGACUUCGACGCGCUGAGAGGGGCCGAGGAGUCGACGACGAUUGUUCAGCUUCACGGUGAGGCAGAGGUGGAGGACAUAGAGGAUGACGAGGAUAACCCAUUCUCGAUGACUCACAAUGAAGUCGAAAACGUCAAGAUACCCCUCCCAUCGUCUUUCGAUUCCACCCCCCCCUCUAUGGAACGUGCCCGCGGCAAGGAGUUACGACUGCGAAUAGGUCAGGCGGAAGACGCCCUCGAGAGCGUCCGAACAGAAAUCGGCCAUAAAUCUUUUCUUUACCGAUCGAAUAUCCGUUUGGCUGAGGGAAAGCAGCAGAAAACCAGAGGCUAUGCCUCAGUCAAGGCAGUUAAUAACGACCUACGGCGGUACAUCAAGAUCUACCACCAAGCGCGAUGGGCGCUUACGAGAUUAGGCGCUGAUGCGGAUACCCUCGCUCGUUAUCGGCAGAUCAAGACGGAAGAUACGAAGGCAAUAACAGCUAUCUACAGCCCCAAUGCCCGAGGACAAAGGAACGUUUCAUUGUCCUGGAUAUGGACUUUGAACGUCCAAGGAGACUCGAUGAAAUCCGAGUAUUUGGAGGAACUGUAUAGGGUAAACUGGCUGCGUGCGAAGUCCAGAGCUGAGCGAUGGGAGGAAGAGCAUACACUGUUGACCUAUGAAAUGGACUGGGUGGUAAGGUUCUUCGCUUAUAAGCAGGACCAAUGUCGUCAAUGGGCCGCAAUGAAGCCUGAGUCCCCUGGACAUAACGCCUAUGCCAUGCGACAGUCGGAGAUGUGGAGGCUGAUGUGCAUGAACGCACAGAAAGCGUUUCUGAAAACGCGCCAAUCAGUGUUGAAUCCCGUCCUCUGA
Molecule: messenger RNA, 3102 nt
Organism: Coprinopsis cinerea okayama7#130
Lineage: Eukaryota; Fungi; Basidiomycota; Agaricomycetes; Agaricales; Psathyrellaceae
Exons: 9
Coding region: 1-3102 (1033 amino acids)
Source: RefSeq, a predicted model, not a curated record